This is a messenger RNA of Metarhizium acridum CQMa 102, 2808 nucleotides long. The record is from RefSeq and is a predicted model, not a curated record. Lineage: Eukaryota; Fungi; Ascomycota; Sordariomycetes; Hypocreales; Clavicipitaceae.
AUGGAUCUCCAGUUCGAUGCCACUGCCGACGAUAACGUGCCCCCUAUCCCAAACCGCCACCAUAUCCACGUUUCUCAGAGAGAAGCCCGCGAUCUACAGCCUCGCCCUUCUCGCAAUUCUCGUCGACAAUCGCCCCAGCGCACCGCGCGCCCAGUCAUCCCUCCCGCCUCUCCCGAGGUAAUAUCCAACCUCAUCACCAGCCUCAGCGCCAUCUCACAACCCACCAGCAGCCACUUUGAAUCGCAUCCAGCCGCCGUCAACUUCGCCUUGCCCACGAGUCCCGUCAGCCCCAGCUCUGGCAGCUUUGGCGUCGAUUACGGUGCCUAUACUCGCUCCGAGCCCGAGGAACCUACUCAAGACCCUACGUCACUUGACAACCUAGCAGCGAGUCCCCCUAUUGUUCGCACCUCGAAGCCAACCAGCGGAUAUUCGCCAUUGACGGGUCCCAAGAGCCCCUCGACCCGGAGUACCAGCCGCGAGAGCGGAUCUGGUCUUCGUUCAUUUAUUCGCAGCAACAGCGUGGCCUCGCGUCCAUCCUCCCCGGCGUCCGCUACAUCCAAGAAUGACGAUACUCACAGCAUAGGCAACCUGUCCAUAGAACGUGGAUCCGCGCCAACCCCGGAGCUGAAACACCAUCGAUCGCACGACAGCUGGGGAAAAAAGACCGGCCGGAGCACAAAGGGACUGAUGUACAUGAGCUCCAAGGAGCGUCUCCGUGAAAGAGAAUUCGAAAGAAAACGAUUGCCAAGGAGGUCCGGCAGUCAAAGCGAAUCCGGCAGAGGGACCCCUAACAGCACCAUGAACAACGGGGCCCGACCAGACCCUUCCCUCGCCGAGACAGUCAUCAACGAAGAGCCUGGCUCUCAUAGUGACAGCCCGGGACUGAAUGAGCCAAAGAAGUUAGAUAGCCCGCAGCCUAUUCCCGCGCGAGACUCGAGCCUAAGAAAGUCACGAACUCAUCAAAAACGCACGAGCGCACGUCGGUCCAAACGAGAUGGUGAUACCCCGGCAUCAAUAGCCAUACCAGAGACUGAAGAACACGUCGCUUCUGAUGUGCCGCCGCAGUCGCCGCAACAGCAGCAGCAGCAUACUCGUACGGGCUCAGAGACGGGUACCCAAGGAAAAUCUUUUUUGCUCGGUCCAGAAGAAUGCCCAGCGUCCCCCGUGUCGGCAUCAAGAGCUCCUCAGCCUCUCCCAGAUUUGAAUAUGGAAGCUGUGAAUUACAAUGAUGAGGGAGCUGCGCCGUUUCCCGCAGUCUCGCAGAGACGACGGGAAAGCCACAGCGCUGAACGUAGCAGCAGUCGACUAUCUGGCCGGCUAAGUCCUGCCCCGAAAGAGGCCCUGCGAGUGAAGCGCAGUAGUUCGCGUCUGAAGCGGUUGUCAGGCCCCCUUAGCCCUCGAAGUGAAUCUAGAUCCAGUGCGGCUGCCUCGCCCGAACCCGCGCAACAGGCUCAGCAGCAGGCCUAUCCUGCCGGUUACGAACGACCCGGAUCCGCAGAUUCAGUGGACGAUGCUGUUGAAUCGUACCUCUGUUCCCCACGUCUGUCUCAAAAGAUUCGACACCCUCAGACAGGUCGAGUCAUUUCCUUCUCAGAAGUCGGCGAUGCGAAUGGAUCAGCAGUUUUCUGCUGUGUUGGGAUGGGCUUGACAAGAUACAUCACCGCAUUUUACGAUGAGCUGGCAUUGACUUUGAAACUUCGACUCAUUACACCUGACCGGCCCGGAGUUGGUGAUAGUGAGCCCUAUGCCGAUGGAACAACGACUCCUUUGAGCUGGCCUGGUACGUAUCCUACUCACUUGUGUGAUAGAAGAGAGGUUCAAUUAUUGACUGGCGCAGAUGAUGUUUAUGCCAUUUGCCAAGCGUUAAAGAUUACCAAGUUCUCGAUUCUUGCUCAUUCGGCAGGCGCAAUUUAUGCUCUUGCAACGGCAUUGCGAAUGCCCCAGCAUAUCCGCGGACGAAUUCAUCUCUUGGCGCCAUGGAUUCCCCCAUCUCAGAUGAAUGUGUUUGGUGGAUCUCAAACGCUGCCCCCGACUAAUGCCAUUCCCACAUCGCAAAAGAUUUUGCGUGCUCUGCCAACACCUCUCCUGAAGGCGGCUAAUAGUAGCUUCAUGACGGCAACAAGUAGUUCCAUCACGAGCUCUUUGCCCAAGAAUCCACGUCGCGCUAAACGCAAGUCAAAUACUCACGGCAAAGACAACAACACUGGUAAUCGCAAUGCCAUGCAGAUGAACGACAAGGAGAACCUCAACAGCACCGCUCAAGGAAAAGACAAGCUAGAAGGAGGGCAAGCGGAGAAUGGGUUUGACUCUCCUAACAUGAGCGAGCAUAUGGACCAAAUUCAGCCAGUUGGGGGUAAUGGUGUGAAUGGAGGCUCGGUAAUGGCCGAAUCUACACUUGAUAUCAUGACAGACAAGGAACGACAAAUGACGUACGACACGCGCCUUACUCACGCUAUUUGGGAGCUGGCAACUACAGGAGCCAAUCCCGCCGUUGACCUUUUGGUGUGUCUGGAGAGAAGACACACGAUUGGAUUUCGCUACGUCGACAUCACACGGCCCGUGGUCAUUCAUCAUGGCAGCAGAGACACGCGCGUACCCGUUGAAAAUGUCAAAUGGCUCGGCAAGACGAUGCGUCGCUGCGAAGUGCGUGUUUUGGAAGGCGAAGGACACGGUUUGAUGGCCAGCGCAACGGUCAUGGGCUCAGUCUUGAUGGAAAUGAGCAAAGAGUGGGAAGAUUGGAUGCGCUUGACGGGCGCAGAUGGACGAAAAGACCGCGAGAGAGGACGGCGAGGGACGAUUGUUCGUUGA